Molecule: messenger RNA, 1464 nt
Organism: Diversispora eburnea
Lineage: Eukaryota; Fungi; Glomeromycota; Glomeromycetes; Diversisporales; Diversisporaceae
Source: the annotation of a GenBank genome assembly
AUGGAUGCUAUGGAUACUCUAAAAUCAGUUAUUUAUGAUAAGAACACAAUUAGUGAAAUGUUGGAUCUUUACGGCACGCAAGCAAUUAAUCACCAAAAGCAAGUUAGUCAAACCACCGAAAAUGAAAACUUGAAAACUAACUCUUUAAAAAUAACAGAGUUUAAAGAUAGACCAAAUAAAGGAAAAACUUUAGAGAUAUUAAAUGCUCAUCUAGAUAAUGUAGAUAAUCUAUAUAAUACUGAUAAUUUUGAAACUAUGAAAAAUCGAUGUGAUAUUACAGUUUUGUCAAAACAUCAAAUGGAUAAUUAUAAAUAUAUGUAUCAAACACCUAAUGAAAAAUUUGAAGUUUUGGUCGAUCGAAUGAAUAUUUUUGCUGAAGUUAUAUGUAAACAUUACGCGUUUGAACUUGAUGCAAUAGCAGAUCCAGCAAUGUCGAGCCAAAGUGAAAUAUUUACAUUGGGCAGAAUAUGUUGUGAUUCAGAAGGAAAGAUGAAUUCUAAUUCAAUAAUUUUAGAACCAUUACCAACUCUUGGAGGGAAAGGAGUGAAAUUGGUUUUGAACAAUCUUUCAUCUUAUGCAUUAUUUCCGGGACAAAUACCUUUAUUACCAAUGUGUCGUACUCGAUCUGGAACAGUUAUCGAUUAUAAUUAUGGACCUACAAAAUUGAAUGGAAAUCCAUUGAAAGUGAUUAUUGCAGCAGGUCCAUACACUUUAGAUAAUGGAUUAGAAUUUGAACCAUUACUUGAAUUACUUAAUAAAAUGAAAAUAGAAAAACCAAAUGUCUUAAUUUUGAUGGGACCAUUUAUUCACGAAGACCAUCCUUUGAUACAAGAGGGUGAAAUGAAAAAAACUCCUGGUGAAACUUUUAGAAAUCGGAUCUCUCAACCUUUGAAAAAGUUCAUGGAUAAUUUACCAGAAAUAAAAGUAAUUGUGAUUCCUAACAUAAAAGAUAUAUGUCAUCAUCAUCUUGCAUUUCCACAACCUCCCUUUGACAAGUCUGGAUUACCACCAGAAACUAUAUGUUUUCCGAAUCCCGUUCAGUUCCAAAUAAAUGAGAUCAUUUUUUCCAUAUGCAACGUUGAUGUUUUAUGUAAUAUUUAUCGAGAAGAAGUUUCAACGACUGAUAAGGCCGAACGUAUUUUCAGAACAUCACAUCAUUUAUUAACUCAAAGACAUCUAUAUCCAUUAUUUCCACCAUCACCGGGUGAAGUGAAUUUGGAUUUAAAACAUUCAUCCAGUCUUGAUUUAUUAUAUACACCCGAUGUUCUUAUUUUACCUUCAAAACUAAAACAUUUUGCAAAGAUCAUAGAUAAUGUAAUCUGUAUUAACCCUGGAUAUCUAGCAAAAGGUUUAAAUACAUACGCUAAAAUGGUUAUACAUCCAUUUCCUCAGGAACUCGCAAAUGAAGCCGAUGUAGAACAUUUUGUUCAUAAAAGAGCACGUGUAGAAAUUGUCAGAAUAUAG